Molecule: messenger RNA, 623 nt
Organism: Anneissia japonica
Lineage: Eukaryota; Metazoa; Echinodermata; Crinoidea; Comatulida; Comatulidae
Product: noggin-like
Exons: 2
Coding region: 1-561 (186 amino acids)
Biological process (GO): osteoblast differentiation; negative regulation of BMP signaling pathway; dorsal/ventral pattern formation
Source: RefSeq, a predicted model, not a curated record
AUGCAUAUUUGUGAAAAUGUGUAUAAGAGACAGCCUAAAGACAAAGAUUUAAAACUUUCUAAACUAACCAAAAUCCUGGGCGAUGACUUCGAUCCUGCUUGGAUGAGUAUAAAUGAACCAAGGAAUAAAAACGUUGAUGUCGUUGAAAUAACGGAUGAGGAACUUCUACAAGAGUUUCGAAAUUUGUCAAUAAAAUAUCGAGACGAGAACGGAAAUCGAGUGCGAGUAAGUGACGAGACAGAAGCAAUCCUAGAAAAAUGGCUAACACAGAAAGCAAACUGUCCAAUUCAGUAUAAAUGGGUUGACCUUGGACAGCUGUUCUGGCCCCGGUGGGUGAAGCGUGGGGAGUGCAUCCAGCGAAAAUGUUCCUGGCCUUCAGGUAUGCAGUGUAGUUCGUCUGAUAUGAUGACAAUUCGACCCCUGCGUUGGCACUGUAUUCGAAAGUCAAAGAGGGACAGGGAGAGGAGGCGAGAGAAACGGGGGUCAUCAAAGUUCAAGUGCCGAUGGAUACCCGUGCCCUACCCCAUGACAUCAAAAUGUAGUUGCCAAUGUAAGGAUUAACUGGAGAAUUAUUUUACCACACAAAAUGGAACAAACAAUAUUUCACGCAUUAUGCGAGUACA